AUUAAAAGUAUCCAAUCGUUGAGUUUAAACCCUUUUUCUUAUCACCUGCCGGAGAAAACGAGGAAGAACAUGGAGAUGUCGAGAACGGAACAUGUUUCCUCGACGCACAAGCGUCUAAACGUGAGUUUCAUCGUCUCUCUUAUGGUACUUUGUGCUAGACACGCAAGCCGAGUCUCCAAGAAGCUUAAACUGAAGCCAACUCGUAAGGCAACUCAUCUCGAAGACCAUCUCGAGAGCCCCAACUCCGGUGGAAACCACGGAGAAGGAGGAAGGUUUGGAUGGAGUCCGGCGAGGGCUUUUUCGCCGAUGAGAGGACGUCCGAAGGAGCUUUUGACGACUUUGAGCAACAAAGCUAAGACUAUGGUUGGCCGGAAGAAUAAAGCUUACGACGUUGGAGGUACUCCGGCGAAGAAAAAGACGGCGGUGGAGAUGGUGUUGGAGGAGGAAGAGGAGGAGUUUGGUAUUUGGCAGAGAGAAAUUUUAAUGGGAGGAAAAUGUGAGCCGUUGGAUCAUUCCGGCGUGAUCUACUACGAUUGCAGUGGACAUCAGCUAAAGGAACUGCCUCCGAGGUCGCCACGUGCCAGUUUGGUGCCGGAUCGUCCGCCCCGUUCGUAUGUCGGGUCGGUGUUGAACCCGACGGGAAAGGAAAUGUAAAUUUAGUUUGAGAAUAUGAUUGAUUUUCUGUCUGGUGUGCUUAUGAGGUGAGUGGUAAUUAAAAUCUCUAGAAGUUUCGUUCUUGGCUUGUUAUUGGUAGAUGAUAUCACGUGUUAUGCAUAUUGUUGUGUAAUCUAAUUACGUUUGGAAAAUUAAAAAGUUUAGUGAAAAAUCCAAUAUAAUAAGGGGCAAGUUUUAUU
Brassica oleracea var. oleracea is the source of this 854-nucleotide messenger RNA. RefSeq lists its product as uncharacterized. The record is from RefSeq and is a predicted model, not a curated record. Lineage: Eukaryota; Viridiplantae; Streptophyta; Magnoliopsida; Brassicales; Brassicaceae. The transcript has a single exon. The coding region runs from base 70 to 654 and encodes 194 amino acids.